CGUCGCCUCACUCAUCCCAAACCGCAAUCCCGCAAUCCCAUCCAUCAUCCACACAACACGAGCCACAGAGCCCCAUCUCUGCCUGUCCGUAAUCAACCGCGCGCUACACCUUGUCUUUCUCUCGGCCCGCUCGUGCCUUUUUUUAUUUGAUAGCCAUCCUCGUCGUCUUCCACCCCUCGGCCUAUUCUUUUGUCGCGUGCGCGCCCGUCAAUUAGCGCGCCAAUAUCGAGAAAAAGUGGCUGCGAUCACCCAGACCGAUACCGAAUUAUCCAUUCAACAGCAUCUGGCUCUUGCACCGGACCUUCUGCAGUAUAAUCGCCUGGCUAUCGACACCGAAUCUGAUACACCGUUGACGAUGGCGGCACAGCCUGUGCCUCAUCUGUCGACGGACAAGAAACGAGUCAAGGUUUAUGAGCUGCGCAACAAUGACUGGUUUGACCGUGGUACCGGCUUCUGUACUGCCGCCUUCAAUAUUUCUGAAGAUGGCCAGCAACGAGAGCCGCGAGUAAUCGUAGAGUCCGAGGAUCAACCUGAUCGUGUAUUACUAGAGACAAGAAUUUGUAAAGAAGAUGGCUUUCAUAAACAGCAGGAAACUCUGAUCGUCUGGACCGAACCGACUAGUGGCGUGGAUAUGGCCCUUAGUUUUCAGGAAGCCGAGGGCUGCGCUAUCAUAUGGAAGUUCAUUAAUAGCAUUCAGCAACAAUGCCAUUCCAUGAAUGCACCAGAAGACAGCCUAUCUGAAGAUCUCACCAUGGAAAUGCCAAAUCCUAUCUCCCUUCCACCAGCUUCGAUGGCUAACCUUGCCGAGAUCGAAUCGCAAAUGCGCGGGUUUAGCGGAACAGCUAAUGGCCGCGAUGCCCUCACAAAAUACGUACUAACCGAGAAUUUUAUCGGCAAGCUGAUUCCAUUGGUUUCUGAUGCGGAGGACCUCGAAAGCCUCAACGACCUCCAUCGUCUCUGUAACAUUAUGAAGAUCGUCACCCUUCUCAACGAUACGAGUAUUAUAGAACAUGCCGUAUCGGACGAGUGCGUGAUUGGCGUCGUGGGCGCGUUGGAAUACGACCCGGACUUUCCUAGUCAUAAAGCAAACCACCGUCAAUGGUUAGAGGGCGAAGGUAGAUAUAAGGAGGUCGUGCGUAUUGAAGAUUCCCAGAUAUUGAAAAAGAUCCAUCAAACGUAUCGGCUCCAAUACCUGAAAGAUGUCGUGUUGGCACGAAUCCUAGACGAUAAUACGUUUUCCGUCUUGAAUUCGCUCAUCUUCUUCAACCAGGUCGAUAUCGUACAACAUCUACAAUCCAAUGGGAUUUUCUUGGCCGAGCUAUUUAACAUAUUCAAGUCGCCCCUACCCGACCCGAAGCGUAAGAAAGAAGCGGUACUUUUCAUCCAGCAGUGUUGUGGAAUUGCCAAAAACCUGCAACCUCCGGCUCGCCAGACUCUGUAUAACAACUUCCUCGCCCAUGGCCUUCUUCAAGUUAUUAACUUUGGCUUGCGACACGGCGAUGUGGCGGUCCGAGUUGGUGCUACCGACAUAUUGGUAUCGAUGAUUGAUCACGAUCCGCAGAUGAUCCGAGCCAUGAUAUACCGGCAGCUUUCAGAACAACAACCGCCUCUGACGGACUCGUUGAUCGAUUUGCUUUUAGUAGAGGUCGAUCUGGGUGUCAAAUCGCAAAUAUCUGAUGCAUUGAAGGUACUUCUUGAUCAGGGCCCGCCGCCUCAACAAGAAACGUAUACGAAAGCGAACGGCGAAUAUGGUGUUAGGGCUGCGUCUAGAAUAGCGCCGACCGCAGAUCCGCAACAGGAUCAUCUUCUGAACAGCUUCUACGAAUUUUCGGCCGGCAAGCUGUUCAAGCCCUUACUUAAUUUAAAGGGCAGAACCACCAUGGAAUUCACAGUCCAGCAAGCGUCGAUGUUCACAUAUCUGAUCGAGAUCCUUUGCUUUUUCAUCCGGCAACAUCAACAUCGUAGCAAAUUUUUCGUCUUAAAUAACGAUAUUGUCGUGCGCAUCAGCCAACUUCUAGGCUGUCCAGAGAAAUUCCUGAAACUUGUUGCCAUCCGGUUCCUUCGUCAGCUCAUUGGCCUGCAAGACGAAUUUUAUAUCAAACAUGUGUCGGAGAAGAAGGUCAUCGGCCCAAUCCUGGAUGUCCUUAUUGAAACUAUGCCGAGGGACAAUCUGCUUAGUUCUGCGUGUUUGGAGUUCUUCGAAUUCAUCAGGAAGGAAGAUAAUAUCAAGGAACUGGUGAAACACAUUGUCGAGAAUUACCGUGAUAAAGUGCAGGCACUUGCCUACUUGGAUCUGUUUAGGGCCAUGUUGAUCCGGUAUGAUCAGACCGGAGGAUUCAGCGUGAGCAUGGACUAUUUCAUAGAAGUUGAUGAUGAACCCAGGAAACGGCAAAACAUCAUCAAUCCAAAGACUGGGGCUUUAAUGGAACACCUUGCUAUGGACCAAGCCGAGGAGGAAUAUUGGAAUACUUCUGAUGAUGAGGAAGAAGACAUGCAAGGAAAACCUGGAAACCGAGCAUCCAUGAACGGGGGUUCACCAAACGCGAAGCCACUAGUUGAUUAUGCAUCGGAUGAAGAGGGAGACGAAAAUCUGGAAGCCGGGGCGCUUUCGGCAGAAGAAGAUAGGCAAGAUGGUGGGCUAAGAAGGACGGGUCAAAGCCCGAGAAGUGUCGCCCCUCCAUUAGAACGUUUGUCUGAAAAAAGACGGCGCGAAGAGGACGAGGAGGACGACUUAAGCAAGAUGGUCCAGCACAAACGUCGGAAUAGCACCUCAGCCAGCUCCAAUUCCUCCGCCGUCUCCGGCAUCCUCAGGAAGAAAAAGAGCGUCUCUGGUGCUCGUGAUGCUGGGGGUGGCCCAAGAAAGAUCGCUAUUAGUCUUUCUCCAAACUUAAAGAGUGGCAACGCACAGGGCCACGGUCGGUCGGAUGGCGAGGCGUGAAGAGAGCCAGAAUCGACUAAUUUCAGUACCUUACUAACGCUCUGGCAUGAUCGGGUUUCGGCAUAUCUAUAACGAUAGGGAAGGGGGCCGGCGUUUGGCGAGAGGAUCCUUUUUUUCGAGCCCGCUUGUCUGAUAGGGAUGAAACCCAGGUGCAAUGGAGGCAAAGGAGCGAGUGGUUAUCCAGGGUCAAGAUCAGUUUCUCACAUUGAACCAAUCCAAAGUAUCGAGGUUGCCGCUGUCGAGGGAGGUUAGUUAAGGAAGUGUGUGGCCUACUGUGGAACCCGAUUUCUACUGGCUAGGAGAAUGUCUCGUCAGUGUACUAUUAGGUAUUAUUACGAGUUGCCCCGACGAACAACCCGGGGUCUGGCAAGACGCGAUCCGGGUAGAGAUUGAUGGGCGGGGUAGCAUAAACAAAAUAAGAAAUGCAAAGCUAGUUCGGUGAUCCAUU
Molecule: messenger RNA, 3386 nt
Organism: Annulohypoxylon truncatum
Lineage: Eukaryota; Fungi; Ascomycota; Sordariomycetes; Xylariales; Hypoxylaceae
Product: DUF625-domain-containing protein
Exons: 6
Coding region: 356-2938 (860 amino acids)
Biological process (GO): protein dephosphorylation; DNA damage response
Cellular component (GO): nucleoplasm; protein phosphatase 4 complex
Molecular function (GO): protein phosphatase activator activity
Source: RefSeq, a predicted model, not a curated record